UUGCAUAAAUUAUGCAUAAAUCUAAGUAGUUCCAUUUUAUACAUUUUUUUUUUUUUCAAUAAGCAAGUAAAUUUGGCCAUGGAAAAAAACAGAAAGAUGAACUCUUCUCAUCACAUUGCAAAAACAUGGAAAAAAUUAAGUGGUGAAAACAAUUGGGAAGGCCUCUUAGACCCCCUCGAUAUCGAUCUUCGAAGAUACAUCAUUCAUUACGGAGAAAUGUCUCAAUCGACUUAUGAUACAUUCAAUAGCUCAAAGAAAUCAAAAUAUGCUGGUAGUAGUUUUUUUUCCAAGAAAAAUUUCUUCUCAAACGUUGGUCUAGCUAAUGGAAAUCGGUACAAGUAUCGCGUUACAAGAUUCUUGUAUGCAACUUCAGGGAUAGAUUUGCCUGAUGCCUUCAUUUUUAAGUCAUGGUCUAGGGAGGCAUGGAGUAAAGAGUCCAAUUUUAUAGGGUAUGUGGCGGUGGCGGAGGACGAGUCCGUGGAAUUGUUAGGGAGGAGAGACAUUGUUAUUGCUUGGAGAGGGAGUAUUCAGUCGUUGGAGUGGGUUAAUAACUUGCAAUUUCAUCUAGUUCCAGUUUCCGAUAUUCUUGGAGACGAUGAUGUAGGUGAUAAGGCUAAAGUACAUGAAGGAUGGUACUCAAUUUAUACAUCGGAUGAUCCUAAAUCCCCAUUCAACAAAACUAGUGCUAGAAAUCAGGUUCUACUUGAGAUUCGAAACCUAAUGGAACAAUACAAGAAUGAAGAGGUUAGUAUAACAAUAACAGGCCAUAGUAUGGGAGCAGCACAAGCUACACUAAACGCGGCUGAUAUUGUUGUUAACAAUCUUAACAAGCCUAAAAGCUCCCCUGGAAAAUCAUGCUUAGUAACAGCCAUAUUAUUUGCUAGUCCUCGAGUUGGAGACGCCAAUUUUUUAAAGUUCUUUUUAAAAUAUGACAACCUUAAGAUCUUAAGGGUACGUAACAGCCUAGAUGUCGUACCACACUACCCACCUAUCGACUAUGUCCAUAUCGGAGAGGAGUUGGUCAUCGACACAACUAGGUCACCGUACUUGAAGUUCCCCGGAAAUUUAGUUACUUGGCACAACUCGGAGAUCUACUUGCACGGCGUUGCUGGAUCUCAAUGUGGUGAGAAAGCAUUCGAAUUGGUUGUAGAUCGUGACAUUUCGUUAGUAAAUAAACAUUGGGAUAAUUUAAAGGAUGAGUUCCUCAUCCCUGUUGGUUGGUGGAUAUUGAAGAAUAGGGGCAUGGUUCAACGGUCGGAUGGAUCUUGGGUAUUGAUGGAUCGAGAGAUGGAUGAUGAUGAAGACUUUGACCUUUGAAUGUAGCUUUUAGUUAACCUUCAUCAAUGUUGAAACCCCAUUUGUUGCGCACAUGUGAAUUGUUCCACAUUGGUUUUAAAGAAACAAAAAGCAGUUUAUAAGCUAUAGGACUUAGCUUCCGUUGAUUUUAGUGAAGAAUCUCCGUUGAACGGCACUCCUAUUUGUUGGGGCUUUGGAUCACCCAGGCCCAUUUUGUUAUUAAUGGAACAAGUUUUUUUUUUUUUUUUUUUUUUUUUUUUUUUUUUUUUUUUUUUUGACAAAGGAGCAAGUUAGUUGGAAAUUUGGAUAUGUAUAUUUGAAGAUUGAAGAAUUCAUGAAAGUUUAUUUAUUGAUAUUUAAAUUGGAAAUUUUUUUUAUAUUAUUCUAUUUAACUAUUGAUUUUAUUAAUCAUUUUAACUUUUAAUUUUUUUUUAUGAAAUUGAUGAAUAUCUUCUUUUUUUUUCUUCUUCUUAAGAUAUUUGUGUUGAACAGUAUCUAAUACACGACUUUAAACACUAAUGUUUUCAAUCAUACUACAAAGAUAUA
Messenger RNA from Chenopodium quinoa (quinoa), 1842 nucleotides. RefSeq names its product phospholipase A1-IIgamma-like. NCBI's taxonomy places the organism in Eukaryota, Viridiplantae, Streptophyta, Magnoliopsida, Caryophyllales, Amaranthaceae. Gene Ontology annotation, biological process: lipid metabolic process. The record is from RefSeq and is a predicted model, not a curated record. The transcript has 2 exons. Gene Ontology annotation, molecular function: glycerophospholipid phospholipase A1 activity. Bases 79 to 1317 code for a protein of 412 amino acids.